GUGAGUCCGGAGGUCCCAACUUCUCCGCUAGCCGUCUGCCCGGUACCUCCGGUUGCUCGGAUCCCGAGGCCUACGGCGUCACAGGCUCUGCGACAUGUCGAUGCUGGCUGAGCGUCGGCGGAAGCAGAAGUGGGCUGUGGAUCCACGAAACACUGCGUGGAGUAAUGAUGAUUCGAAGUUUGGCCAGAGGAUGCUGGAGAAGAUGGGGUGGUCUAAAGGAAAGGGUUUAGGGGCUCAAGAGCAAGGAGCCACAGAUCAUAUUAAGGUUCAAGUUAAAAACAACCACCUGGGACUUGGAGCUACAAUCAAUAAUGAAGACAACUGGAUUGCUCAUCAGGAUGACUUUAACCAGCUUCUGGCUGAACUGAACAAUUGCCAUGGUCCAGAAACAGCAGACUCCUCCUCGGACAACAAGGAAAAGAAAUCUUUCAGCCUUGAAGAAAAGUCCAAAGUCUCCAAAAACCGUGUUCAUUAUAAGAAAUUCAUGAAAGGGAAGGAUCUAUCAUCUCGGAGCAGAACAGAUCUUGACUGCGUUUUUGGGAAAAGACAGAGUAAGAAGACUCUUGAGGGUGAUUCCGGCUCUACCACUCCAGAUGGGAAUGAAACCUCCACUACGACAACCAGUGCCUUCACCAUCCAGGAGUACUUUGCCAAACGGAUGUUAGAGCUAAGGAACAAGCCGCAGGUCAUGGCUGCAGGGCCUGACCUUCCAGAGACCCAAAUGGAAAGAAAAGGGGGAAAGAAAAGGAAGAGAGAGGCAAAAGAUAAAAAUAUGGGGGAUUAUACCCAACCCGAGACCAAGAAAAAGAGAGACCAAGCUGAGCAGCAGCUCAGAGAUCUUCAUGGGGACAAGAAUGUGGACGCUUCCGCUGAGGAUGGAGAGAACUGUGUGUGGCCACUUGGUGACCAGGACUUACCACCAAAGCCCAAGAAAAAGAGAGAAAAGAAAAAGCUACAAAAGCAUGUUGAGGUAGCAGUGGAUGAGGUAGCAGCUACACUAGAUGAAACACCAAAGAAAAAGAAGAAGAAAAAGAAGAAAGAUUCCAAAUAAAUUCUCUCGAGCCAGAGCUUGCCAACCACUCAGGAGUUAGGGCGCUGCCAGGCAAACACCUUGGCGUGGAGUCAGAGCAGAGUUCACCCAAGAGAGUGUGUUCACAUCUUUAAACAUGCCCGCAGAUUGCUGGGUCUCGCCCUCUCACCACAUUUUCCUCCAUCAUAUUCCCAGAAGGACUUUUUAAUGUUCCAAAUCAUGGCUCUCAUAAACAAAUAAAUUUCUCUGUAGCCUCCGA
Miniopterus natalensis is the source of this 1289-nucleotide messenger RNA. RefSeq names its product PIN2 (TERF1) interacting telomerase inhibitor 1 (gene PINX1). Gene Ontology annotation, molecular function: telomerase inhibitor activity; nucleic acid binding. Gene Ontology annotation, cellular component: nucleolus. The record is from RefSeq and is a predicted model, not a curated record. NCBI's taxonomy places the organism in Eukaryota, Metazoa, Chordata, Mammalia, Chiroptera, Miniopteridae.